Danio aesculapii is the source of this 630-nucleotide messenger RNA. RefSeq names its product CD209 antigen-like. The transcript is spliced from 3 exons. The record is from RefSeq and is a predicted model, not a curated record. The coding region runs from base 39 to 425 and encodes 128 amino acids. Lineage: Eukaryota; Metazoa; Chordata; Actinopteri; Cypriniformes; Danionidae.
UAAUAGUUACUUUAUCAUUUGCAUGUUUUGAAAAGGAAAUGAAUGUGUGUUGUUUAGUUUUGUUCAUGUUCACUGAGGCGAUGAGCUGGUCUGAGAGCAGGCAGUUCUGUAAGAAUCGUGGAGCUGAUCUGGUCAUUAUUAAGAGUGAAGAGAAGCAGAGGUUGAUUUCCUCAUUAGUCAAGGAGGACACAUGGAUCGGUUUGUCUGACAAAGAGACUGAGGGCACCAUGAAGUGGGUGGAUAAUUCACCACUGAAUCAAGGGUUCUGGUCCCGUGGUGAGCCGAAUAAUGCAGUUGUAAAUGAAGACUGUAUUGAAAUGACGCCUACAAAACCCAUCCUGAACAACUGGAAUGACGAACAGUGCUCAAGAGAGAAAAAAGGCAUUUGUGAGAAAUCGGGUUCAUUCAGUCUUGUUUUUAAAUAAUUUGUAGUUUGAGUUUCCUGUCUUUAAAACCGUUUGCAUCUUUGACAUAACCUGCUUUCAUAAUAUCAAUCAUGCCUUUAAAUGUACUUUUAUUUGCCGCAUCAUUUGCAGCAAUGGAUAUUCAGAUAAAAAAAACACUUAGCUGUCAUUAUUUUCUCUUUGCAGUGAUACCCUAACAUAUUUUUCAUUGUACUGUUGUAUAUCG